Parnassius apollo (apollo) is the source of this 696-nucleotide messenger RNA. Lineage: Eukaryota; Metazoa; Arthropoda; Insecta; Lepidoptera; Papilionidae. The record is from the annotation of a GenBank genome assembly.
AUGAUUAUAGAAACUGGAGCUAGUCAUACAAAUAAAUUCGGCAUAGCGGAGGUACUAGCGGCUAAAUCUGGCAAAGCGGAGGUGCUAGCGGCCAAAUCUGGCACAGCGGAGGUGCUAGCAGCUAAAUCUGGUGGAGUGGAUAUGCUAAUGACUAAAUCUAGCGUAGCAGAUGUGCUAGGGCUAAAUCUGCCACUCCUUGGGCACACAAAAAGUUCAAAAAAAGUUGUAUCUGCCUCGUCCAAUCAAACACAUAAAAUUCCUACAAAUUGUGAUGAAGAGGAAGAUAUUAUAGAAGUAGAAAUGGUUAGCGACAAAGGACAGGAAAAGGAAAAACAAGAGAGAGUAGAAGAAAUUUAUUAUGCAACAUUUAAAUGUAGAGAAAAGGAUAAAGGAAAAAAUAGGCAAAGAAAUAAAGAUUUGUUAUUUGAUUUAAAUCAUUUUGAAGAAAUGUGUGAUAAUCUAGAAGUUUUGGACGAGACAGACGUCAAUGUCGACAACAGCAAACAUAAAAUAACCAAUAGAAAGCGAAAUUGCAUUCAAGAAGAGAAGUGGGAAGUUAAAGCACAAAAGAUACCUAAAUUAAAUACAGAAAAAGAAAAUAUUUCUCCAAUAAAUCAGACAAAGUCUCAAAGAAAUGUCGUCAGCCGUCACUCUGAGUGCCAUAAAUAUAAAAUUCGAACAUCAUUGCAAUUAUGA